Messenger RNA from Conger conger (European conger), 938 nucleotides. Its product is annotated as homeotic protein female sterile-like. Gene Ontology annotation, cellular component: nucleus; chromatin. The record is from RefSeq and is a predicted model, not a curated record. The transcript is spliced from 3 exons. Bases 1 to 501 code for a protein of 166 amino acids. NCBI's taxonomy places the organism in Eukaryota, Metazoa, Chordata, Actinopteri, Anguilliformes, Congridae. Gene Ontology annotation, biological process: chromatin remodeling; regulation of DNA-templated transcription.
AUGACUCCCCACCCCCACCACGCCCAAAAAUGCACCUCCAGUGAGUCAGACGCACUCUUCACCCCCGUGCCACUCUGGGACGGCCUCCCGGACCUCCGCCUGUCUGCUCCGCCCGACAACCAGCCACGCUUUUCAAAAUCCCGUAAUAACCGUGCGCACCAAUCAGAGGCGGGUGUGCUGACUGUGCCCGCCCCGCUCCAGGCCGCGGGAGGACGAGGAGCCUCUGGAGGUGGUGCGGCGGCCGCAGGAGGACUCUCGGCGGCGGGGAGCAGCAGCAGCAGCAGCCCCCGGCGGUGCAGAGCCCGGCGCCGCCCACGCAGACGCAGCCCCCGCCCGAGCCCCCCCAGGCCCCCCCCCGCCGCACACAGCGCCCCCGACCAGCAGAGGGAGCUCCUGCGCCGCCGAGAGCAGGAGAGGAGGAGGAGAGAGGCGAUGGCGGCUACCAUUGACAUGAAUUUCCAGAGUGACCUGAUGGCCAUAUUUGAGGAGAACCUGUUCUGAGACUGUAGGCAGAGGGCACGGAUGGAGACACAUGCAAAAACCUUAAAGAAACUUGCAAAUAUAUAUUAAAAAAAACAAAAACAAAAAAAAACAAAAAGUGAAUUAAGAAAACUACUACAACCCAACGUGGGCCGGACGGAUUUACAAAGAAACUCUCCCGUCGGAGGGCCAGGAUUUCAGGAGACCCUCGUUCGGGGGAAAUGAGGCUUGUGGAAACACCCCCCCCCCCCCCCCCCCCCACCCAGAACACGGCCGUAUGCAUCGCUCUUCACCACGGCAACGAGCGACGGACUCCAUUCGGCGACUGGACUACGCGGGGGCGGGUUGGAUAUGGACCUCCUAAUAAUUUUACAAAACAAAAUAAGAACUUUAUUAAGAAGCAAAAACUGAUGUCAGGACUGAGGGGGGCGGUCACGUCGGACCCCUCUGGGGGCAGU